AUGAGCCUCAGACUUAAGGUCACCUCCUCCUGUCCCGGCACCAGCCCCCUCUGGGUCCUACAGGGGCUGAUACUGCUAUCCCUGCUCCUGACGCUGGUUCCCUGGACUGCUGGAAAAACUCCCAGUGUGGACAAGAAGCGGUUCGUUGAACUUCGCUGCAUGUGCUUAAAUACCGUCUCUGGCAUUCAUCCAAGUAACAUCCAAAAUUUAGAGGUGCUCAGAGCAGGACCCCAUUGUGCCAACGUCGAAGUGAUAGCCACACUGAGGAAUGGGAAGAAAAUCUGCUUGGACCCAGAAGCUCCCAAAAUCAAGAAAAUAGUCCAGAAAAUUUUGGAAAGCAGUGGGUCAACAGCUUAA
Messenger RNA from Neogale vison (American mink), 357 nucleotides. RefSeq names its product pro-platelet basic protein (gene PPBP). Gene Ontology annotation, molecular function: CXCR chemokine receptor binding; chemokine activity. The transcript has 3 exons. Lineage: Eukaryota; Metazoa; Chordata; Mammalia; Carnivora; Mustelidae. Gene Ontology annotation, cellular component: extracellular region. Gene Ontology annotation, biological process: cellular response to lipopolysaccharide; antimicrobial humoral immune response mediated by antimicrobial peptide; neutrophil chemotaxis. The record is from RefSeq and is a predicted model, not a curated record. The coding region runs from base 1 to 357 and encodes 118 amino acids.